Rhododendron vialii is the source of this 2602-nucleotide messenger RNA. RefSeq names its product G-type lectin S-receptor-like serine/threonine-protein kinase LECRK3. The transcript has a single exon. Gene Ontology annotation, molecular function: ATP binding; protein serine/threonine kinase activity. The coding region runs from base 109 to 2451 and encodes 780 amino acids. NCBI's taxonomy places the organism in Eukaryota, Viridiplantae, Streptophyta, Magnoliopsida, Ericales, Ericaceae. The record is from RefSeq and is a predicted model, not a curated record. Gene Ontology annotation, biological process: protein phosphorylation; recognition of pollen.
CCAGACUGCUGAAUCAAUUUCAGCAAUAGACUACCAGCUGGGGCCUUUAUAAAACAACAUGCAUUUCUUACAUUCAAACUAAACCAGCAAAAGAGUUUGCUCACAUUCAUGGCUUUUGCCAUAAUCUUUCUCAUUUUCCUCAAAUUUUCCACAAUAGAAGCUCAACAAAGAUCCACAAACAUAAGCCUAAGCUCUUCCCUAUCACCUACCGGAACCAACUCGUCCUCGUGGCUCUCACGCUCGGGCCUCUAUGCCUUUGGUUUCUACCGCCAAGGCAGCGGGUACGCUGUCGGGGUUUUUGCUGCCGGCCUUCCGGAAAAGACGGUAGUCUGGACCGCCAAACGAGAUAAUCCACCGAUCCCGAGCAAUGCCACCUUGGCCUUUAGUGAUGGAAGGCUCGUUCUCAACAUUCCACCAGCCCAAAACACAUACAUAGCUGAUGUUGAGUCGAUUUCUGCUGCAUCCAUGCUGGACUCGGGCAAUUUCGUGCUUUACAACUCCGUUCGAGGGAUAAUUUGGCAGAGCUUUGAUUAUCCAACAGACACCAUUCUCCCUGGCCAACGUCUCAUGAACGGAAAGGAGUUGAUUUCCAGUGUCUCGGAAGGCGACCACUCAACCGGGCUUUUCCGUCUCAAGAUGCAAGAAGACGGGCACCUCGUCUCGUACCCGUUGCAAUCUCAGGACACCGCCCCGUAUUCUUAUUGGGCAUCUGGGACGAAUGGAGCCGGCGAUAACAUCACUCUCAAUCUUGAUGACAAAGGCCUUCUCUAUCUGUUGAACGAAACAGGUGCCAACACCAUAAAGAAUUUGAGCACAGCAGAAUCCUCGAAUGAUGGAAAAAUCUAUCGCAUGACGCUUGAUGUGGAUGGAAUCUUUCGAGUCUAUUAUUCGCGUACCUUGGAUCCGAAAGGCAACUGGUCGGUUAUGUGGUAUUCGUCAGCGGAUAAGUGUGACCCCAGAGGCCUGUGUGGCCUUAACGGGUAUUGCGUUCAGAACGAUACCCAGGCCGAUUGUAGAUGCCUCCCGGGAUUCAAUUUCAUAAAUCUCAAGAUUUGGAAUCUCGGGUGCGAAAGGAAUUUCGCAGCAGUGAAUUGCAACAACACCAAUGGCAGCGGAGCCGAGUUCGCCAUGAAAGAAUUAGAAAGCAUGCAAUGGGAAGACCAAAAUUAUAAGUGGACCGAAGUAACCAACAAAGAAGAUUGUGAACAAUCAUGUUUGGAGGAUUGUCAUUGCGAAGUCGCCUUAUACAGCGAAGGAAAAUAUUGCCAAAAACAAAAGCUUCCUUUGAGAUACGGAAGAAGAUCGCUAGGCAGUUCACAAGUUGCCUUUAUCAAGGUUCCGAAAGAACAUGAUCAGGUUUUGGCACCGAAGGGAACUAAGAAAGAGCUGAGAUUGGAAAUAAUCCUAAUCAUUGUAGUUUCACUUAUUACCUUUUGCUUUACCGUGUUAACAAUUUCAGGAUUUCUUAUUUACAGAAACAAGGUUUGGGUAUACAAGAAGAUUUCCGAAAGGGGGCAAAUUGAAUUCGGCGGAGAUAUAGUUCUGCGAACCUUUACGUUUGCAGAACUAGAGGAAGUAACAAACCGCUUCCGAGAGGAAUUGGGAAGAGGAGCAUCCGGGACUGUUUACAAGGGCGUAAUUCCGUACAACCAAAAGGUUGUAGCUGUGAAGAAGCUCGAGAAGGCGUUGACAGAGGGGGAAAGAGAAUUCCAGAGGGAGAUUCGAGUAAUCGGGCGAACCCAUCAUCGAAACCUAGUCCAACUCAUCGGUUAUUGCCUUGACGGACCUAACAGACUUUUGGUAUUCGAGUACAUGAGCAACGGAUCGCUUGCUGAUUUUCUCUUCACACUCGAAAAGCCCCAACCGAAUUGGGACGAAAAAGUCGAAAUCGCUCGCGACAUUGCACGCGGCAUUCUCUACCUGCAUGAAGAGUGCGAGACCCAAAUCAUCCAUUGCGAUAUAAAGCCCCAGAACAUACUCAUGGACGGGCAAUGGUGCGCCAAGAUCAGCGACUUUGGAUUGGCAAAGCUUUCGAAGGCUCAGGAACAAACAAAAACCUUCACGGGCAUCAGGGGAACGAGGGGAUACGUGGCACCCGAGUGGCAUCGGAAGCUGCCGAUUACUGUCAAAGCGGAUGUUUACAGCUUUGGAAUCGUGUUAUUGGAGAUCAUAUGUGGUCGAAAGUGUUUGGACUGGAGCCGUAGUGAGAACGAAGCUGUUCUUGAAGACUGGGUAUACGAUUGUUAUGAGGCUAGAGAAUUAGGGAAAUUGGUGGGGGAGGAAGAAGAGGUGGACAUGAGGAAAUUGGAGCGGAUGGUGAAAGUGGGACUUUGGUGCAUUCAAGAUGAGCCAUCUCUUCGUCCUUCGAUGAAGAAAGUUUUGUUGAUGAUCGAAGGAACCGUUGACAUCCCAACGCCUCCUAGUCCUACUUCCUUCUUAAGUGCCAUUUGAUUGUGAAGUGUUUUUAGUAUUUCUAUUCAAAGUUUUUCAUUGAAUUUUUCAAGGUUUUUUGUGUGAGGAAUUGAGGAUUAACCUCAUCCAAUUGUGUAAUAAUUUCUUGUCAUUGACAUGGAGAAAUUGCAGUUUUAAUUUUUGCGCUUCA